Nicrophorus vespilloides is the source of this 1766-nucleotide messenger RNA. RefSeq names its product acidic leucine-rich nuclear phosphoprotein 32 family member A (gene Mapmodulin). The coding region runs from base 647 to 1408 and encodes 253 amino acids. Gene Ontology annotation, molecular function: histone binding. NCBI's taxonomy places the organism in Eukaryota, Metazoa, Arthropoda, Insecta, Coleoptera, Silphidae. The transcript is spliced from 6 exons. The record is from RefSeq and is a predicted model, not a curated record. Gene Ontology annotation, cellular component: nucleus.
UUGGCGUGCGUGUCGCAUGAUCAUCAUCAUCAUCAUCAGCGCAAGCAGUACACCAGAGAAACACAAUAAGUGAAAUCAAUUCGACCGCUCAAACAAUACAACGGUGAAACAACAACAACAAUAACAACAUUAGCAGCAGCAAGCGAGAAAGACGUUGCACAACAUCGUAAUUCGCGUGAUGAGAGCGAGAGAUAUUUUCGAUUCGAAAUUAGUGUUGUUCGUUCAGAAGCAGUAGCGAUUGCAUUGAACGAGCAAGCAAUCCGGAAGAAGCGACGACGACAAGGCAAAACAGUUAACGAGAGAGUGUGAGAUAGGUGUCGUCGCGGUAGCAGUCGUGCAGUGGUUCGAGGCUAUACCAUAGGAGGCGGCGAAGGCGGCGGCGGCAACAGCAGUAGCAGCGAGCGAGCGAAGAAGAAGAAGCAGCAGGAAGCAGCUAGAAGCACACGUUACUACCACCAUCUACGAUCACUUCCAAUCGAGAUCACGUAGUGCACAUAUGAGAGUUCGCCCAUCGGCUGAGAGAGGAGAGGAGUUUUCCGAGCGACUGACCGAAUACUGACCGCAGGGCCACAACGCACCAGCAGAAGGCGGCGUCUCUCUUUUCGAAUCUAUUUCUUCGGCCGUGCAGAAGGGGGAAGACGGAAAUAUGGAAAAGAGGAUAGAUCUGGAGCGAAGGGGCAAGGAGCCAAAAGAUAUAAAGGAACUGAUUCUGGACAAUUGUCGAAGCACAACCAUCAUCGGUUUAACAGAUGCUUUCAGCAAUUUGGAGAGCUUAAGUUUGAUAAAUGUGGGGCUCACAUCUCUGAAAGGAUUCCCGAAACUUCCCAACCUCAAGAAACUAGAAUUAAGUGAUAACAGAAUCAAUAAUGGAUUGAACGCGUUAUCGACGAGCCCCAAGCUGACAUACUUGAACCUGAGCGGCAACAAAAUUCGCGACCUGGAAGCACUGCAACCGCUCAAGGAUUUCAGGUCCCUGAAGAAUUUGGAUCUGUUCAACAACGACGUGCAGAAUCUGCUGGACAACUACAGGGACAAGAUAUUCAGGCUCAUUCCGAGCUUGAAGUACUUGGACGGUUUCGAUGCUGAGGAUCGCGAAGCGGAGGACAGCGAGGCCGAGGAGGAGGUCAACGGCAACGAGGACGAAUCGGAGGAGGAGGCAAGCUGCUCCGACGAGGACGACUACGGUCAUGUAGGCCUGGGGACCAUUUACUCUGAGAAUUUGGACGACAUGUCCGACGAGGACGACUACGAGGAUGAGUACGAAUCCGUCGAGGAAUCGGACGUUGAGGCCGUCGAGGAAGAGUCGUUCGAAGACGAGGAGGAAGAUGAAGCAGCAGAGUUACCAUCUAAAGCUCACGUGAGGGGCAAGAAGCGGAAACUGGAGGAUGUCGAGCCGGCCGAUAAUUAGUGAUUGCAAAUAUUAAAACAGAAAAUAAAUAUAAGACGACGAUGUGAGGAGGAGGAAGAGGAAGAGGAGAAAAAGAAGAUGAUGAUGACGAAGGAGAAGUGACCAAUGGUGAAAACUAUAUUAGUUUCAGUAUGAUUGGUGACAAAAAGUGAGAUGACACACCUGGCUGUGCUACUCUAAAUAUUAAUACAAAACAUAAAUAAAUUGUAUAAAAAAAAACAUCAAUUGGAGAAAAGAGGAAGAAUGAAACAGUAUGAAUAUAAAUUUAACACAAAAAAAAAGAAAAUAAUUUGAGUCUCGAUGAAAGCAGGAAACUAACUCACAUACAAACACACACACUCACACACAAAAAGUAACA